AUGACUUCGAUACACGACGGACAGAUGGCCUCCUCAUCCCUCGAUGCCCGGGUAGAAGACUUCCUGGACGACCGCCUCCAGACGUCCACCGACCUCGAGUCCCUAGGCGACCUGCUCGCCAACGUGGAGCUCCAGCGCAACCAGCUCCAGACGCAGCUGGACGACGCCGUCAAGCAGCUGGACGAGGCCCGUCGCACGGCGGGGGGACGCCAGGACGCCAUCCAGGCCCAGAUCGACGAGUUCCAGCAGCUCCAGGAGAGCAUCGACAAGCGGGCCGCCGUGGCCGCCAGCUCCGAUGCGCCCGACCAGGCCAUUGCGCGGCUGCAGGGCCCGAUGAGGAAGCUGCGGGCCGUGGAGACGGCGCGGCGCUACCUUGCCCUGGUACAGGACGUCGAGGCCCUGCGGUCGCAGGCGCGCGCCCAUCUCCCCUCCAGCCCCAAGGGCGCGCUGGAGCCGUACUCGCGCCUCAAGCAGCUGGCCUCCACGCUCGAAGAGGCCCAGGGUGACGAGAAGCUCCACCUAGUCGACUACGUGGCCGGCGUGGCCGACAACCUGUGGACCGAGAUGAAGGACAUCAUGAUGCGCGAGUUCGACGCCGUGCUCAGGGAGAGGGGCUGGCCCCGCGUCGAACCGGCAUCCCAGAUGGACGACGACUGGGUGGCCGCCUUUGACAAGCUGCUCGACCUGCAGAUGCCCGAGGUCCUCUAUAGCGGCUCCAACCCCGGCGAACCGCUGACCCUGCUCCCGCUGCAGUCCAUGUGCGCCAUCUUCGCCGCCGAGUUCCGCUUCCAUUUCCUGGGCGACAGGCCCACCAGCGACCCGCAGGCCGUGGCCACCCACUGCUUCCCCUGGCUCCUCAUGACGGUUGAGAAGUGGGAGGUCUUCCUGCGCGACAACCUGGGCCACCUCCUCGUCGCGCGCUUCGCGGGCACGCACCUGGCCACCAGCCUCGUCUACGUCGACCCUGUGUGCGCCUUCAUCACCGCCAUGCUGCCCGUGGUGCGCGAAAAGGUGCACGACGUAGCUCGCAAGGCGGCGUCCAAGAGCUCGUCCUUGCUGAGCAGCUUCAUCUCCCAACUCAUGACCUUCGACGACAACGUCCGCGCCAGGUUCGGCUACGACGGCGGCGAUCGAGACAAUGGCUGGCCGGGUCUCACCACCGACGUCCUGGACACGUACUUUGACAGGUGGUUCCAGGCAGAGAGGGACUUUGCCAUGGAUCGCUAUCGGUCCAUCCUUGACGCCCCCGACAGCCGAAACAUUGACUACGAAUAUGCCGCCGACGGCCGCAUGAAGCCCACGUACGGCGCUGUGCGCGUCACCGACCUCUUACGCUCCGUGACCAGCCAGUACAACCGUCUGCGCAAGGUCCGUCACAAGGUUCGUUUCCUCGUGGAUAUCCAGGUCGACAUCCUAGACGACUUUGACGGCCGUCUGCGUGGCUCCCUCGAGGCCUACCAGUCCAUGACAUCGACUCUCGGGAGGACCCUGCACGGUGCUACGAAGGAGGAACUGGCAGCCCUCGACGGCAUUGGCGGGCUCGAGAGCCUGGCCAAGGUCCUGGGUAGCUCUGACCACAUAAUCACCACGCUGAAGGAUUGGGGAAAUGAUGAGUUCUUCCUCGAAUUGUGGGAGCAGCUCCAAGCCGGAUCGGCCAAGCGCGGCAGCGGGACCGACUACGAACAAGGCCAGCCGGCCACUUCAACCCCCGACUCAGACGGCGCCCUGUUCGACGAGACAGCCGCAUCAUACAGCCUGCGCCGCAAGACAGCUCAGGAGCUCAUGGUAUCGGCGCUGAGCGAGUCGCACUCCAAGGCCUUCAGGACCUACAGGACAAGAGCGCAAUUCACCAUGCCGGACAGCUCCGAUCUAGGCGACCAGCUCGUCAUCUCUCCUGAGCUCGACGAGCCGCUGCACACGCUGACGCGCAACCUCGAGUUCACAGCCAAGGCGCUCUCGGCGGCCGUGUUCCGUCGCGUGUGGCGUCUCGCACUGGGCAAGCUGCAGGACCAGCUGUGGAACGAGGUACUCCUCCGUCAGAACUUUACCGCCUCGGGAGCCAGACAGUUCCUCUACGAUGGCAGGGCCAUCGUCACCCUGGUAGACCGGUACACGGCUGGCAGCGGAGGCGGUGCCGCCGCCAUGGCCGCACUGCUAGAAGGCAUGAGACUGCUCAGCCUGCCUGUCGAGGCCAACGGGGCAGACGAUUGCCAUGUCAUGACCAUCAAGAGGGCGAGCGACGGCGUGUUUACGGAUAAUGACGAGGCGAGAAAGGUGCUCGAGGAGCUGGGCUUGUCGGAGCUGACACCACAGAAUGCGCGGUACAUUUUGCAGAGAAGGGUAGAGAACAACGAGGACGUGGAGUGGUAG
Messenger RNA from Geosmithia morbida, 2370 nucleotides. RefSeq names its product RAD50-interacting protein 1. Gene Ontology annotation, biological process: retrograde vesicle-mediated transport, Golgi to endoplasmic reticulum; endoplasmic reticulum to Golgi vesicle-mediated transport; regulation of ER to Golgi vesicle-mediated transport. Gene Ontology annotation, cellular component: Dsl1/NZR complex. NCBI's taxonomy places the organism in Eukaryota, Fungi, Ascomycota, Sordariomycetes, Hypocreales, Bionectriaceae. The coding region runs from base 1 to 2370 and encodes 789 amino acids. The transcript has 2 exons. The record is from RefSeq and is a predicted model, not a curated record.